AUGAGGGUGAUAGGUCCUUUCACACUGGCCGGACUGGCUGCACAAGCUCUCUGCAGGAAGCAAAUCGCACUUCCGUCCCUCGAGGUCAGGCUAGACAGGGAUCAAGGCUCCGUCGUCAAGGCUUCGAUAACUAGCCACGCAGUAGAGACAAUCCAACUUUAUAUUCCUGGAUCACUCCUAGACGACCGUCCUAUUAGGAAGGUAAAUGUGUCUGAUGAUCACGAAGCGCACUUCAUAGGCCUUCAAACUGAGGUCGGUAGGGGUAAAUUACACCGACCACACACGCGGUUUCAGAGCCUCUCAGAAGGCGAGCUCGUAGAGACGGUAUUCGACAUUGCCGAGCUCUAUGACGUUUCGAAACAUGGGAAGUACAAGGUCGAGGCAUCUGGCUUUUUUCUAGUGCGAGGGACGCAUGACAGAACUUCUCGGCCCGUUUAUUUUGCUGCCAACACCCUGGAGCUGGAGCUUCAUCGAGAAGGGGCUGGUGUUGCCACCAAUUCUCACAUCAAGAGGGCCGAAUUCAGCUCGUCAUGUGUCGAAGGGAAGCUUCGCGCCGUUGUCGCGGUUCUUCACAACUGUGUCAACUUUGCCCUCAACGCCCAAAGAGCGGCUGAAUGGGGCCCAAGUGCGAGAAUGGGAGUCUUCUUCGGAAAGUCAGAUCAGGAGACACGGCGACAGGUUACCAAGGUCUUCGCUCGCAUCGAGGGCGCGUGCCAGAACGUGUGCAGUGACCUGCCUCACAUAGACUGCGUCGACACGCUACACUACUGUAACAAGCGGACGCUUGGCUACUCCAACAGCUCCGGCCUUUGGCUGUGCGAUGCCUUCUUCAAGCUCCCCGGGAGAACCCGCGCGCUCUGGAGCGACGACCAGCUCGGCGUUGUGUUUCACGAGAUAGCGCACGUCGAGAAUCCGAGAAUCGAUGAUCACGGAUAUGCGAGGGCUGUGCUGUCGCUUUCUUCGGCCAAGGCGCUGACGAAUGCCGAUAACUACUUGUACUUCGCCCGAAGUGCCGCAUAUUUGUGA
Molecule: messenger RNA, 1026 nt
Organism: Purpureocillium lilacinum
Lineage: Eukaryota; Fungi; Ascomycota; Sordariomycetes; Hypocreales; Ophiocordycipitaceae
Source: RefSeq, a predicted model, not a curated record